CUUUAGCCCAGAGAAGUAAACGGGCCAGAACCCGCUAAGCUAAAGACCCAAAUAACAGACAGCUCACUAGGUCUUCCUCCUUGUGACUCUGCUUUCUUCCUCGUCUCCCAUCCAGCCGCCACCAUGUGCGUACUUCUCCUCCAAUCCCCAGGGUUUAGUUCUCUCUCUUCCAUAGAGAGAUCACAGAUCUGUUAGCAAAAAAUGGAUGAUCCUCAAAUUGAAACCCAGAUCUCAGAUCUAUCAGCAGGAAGAACAAAAUGAAGAAAGAAACCUGGUGAUAAAAGUGCUUUUGGCUAGUCAAAGGUACCUAAAAUUGCACAUUAUUCUCAGCAGCAAGAAUACAAAGAUUUGGCAGAUAGAAGUCAUGAGAACAAGGUACCUAAAAUUGCACAUUAUACUCAGCAGCAAGAAUACAAAGAUUUGGCAGAUACAAGUCAUGAGAACAAGGUACCUAAAAUUGCACAUCAUUCUCAGCAGCAAGAAUACACAGAGUUUGCAGAUAGAAGUCAUGACAACAAGGUGCUCAAAAAUUUGUAUCAACGCAACAAACAUAUGCAGCCACUUAUAGAAUCAUUCAAUGGGAUUCCUGAGGAUGCACUUUUGGGACCAGACCUAUAGCCCAUUCCUAGACAGAAAGAAUCAAGUCAACAGG
Molecule: messenger RNA, 652 nt
Organism: Triticum aestivum (bread wheat)
Lineage: Eukaryota; Viridiplantae; Streptophyta; Magnoliopsida; Poales; Poaceae
Exons: 7
Coding region: 206-568 (120 amino acids)
Source: RefSeq, a predicted model, not a curated record